AUGGAACUCUCUGAUAUCUUCCGCAUUGUGAACCUGGCCGUGGCGGGCAUCACCGUUCUGGGAGGCGUUUUCCACAUCUUCCCAUUUGGCCCCCAAAACUUCAUCAUUGGUCUCUAUAUGAUUGUAUUUGGUCUCUCUAUCGCACUUCUGGAGUUCCAAAUCCCCCCGCAGGUUUCAAGAUACGCCAACUUCCUCUUUUCCUUUAUUGGCCGUGGUAUCUUCUAUAUCCUUCUCGGAGGCCUUCUUCUUGGCGAACACCUCAUUAGCAACAUUGCUGGUGGUGCUGUUGGUAUCAUCGGUAUCGGCUACGUCGCCCUCGAGUUCAUUCCCUCGAUCGAACCCCCGAGCAACAUGCGAGAGGCUGACGUCGGCUGGGGUGCCGAGCAAGUCUAA
This is a messenger RNA of Trichoderma aggressivum f. europaeum, 393 nucleotides long. RefSeq lists its product as uncharacterized. NCBI's taxonomy places the organism in Eukaryota, Fungi, Ascomycota, Sordariomycetes, Hypocreales, Hypocreaceae. Gene Ontology annotation, biological process: vesicle-mediated transport. The coding region runs from base 1 to 393 and encodes 130 amino acids. The transcript is spliced from 5 exons. The record is from RefSeq and is a predicted model, not a curated record. Gene Ontology annotation, cellular component: Golgi membrane.